GGCAGGCUGCCUCCCAGGCCCGGAGGCUCCCCUGCUUCCCGGGAAUCAGGGCAAGGAGGCUGCCUCACGCCCACAGGGAGGACACUUCCUGCCUCCGCAAAGACGAGCCGUGAGGAGGCCUCUCUCACACAGCCGGACCCAGAGUGAAAACGCCUCCUGUCCCACCAGGGGCACCUGUUUUAGGGUUACUCGAAGUCUCCAGAUCCAGAAGGCGUGGAAGGAGGUUCUUCCCACCCCAAGAGACACGGGGUGGCAGCGCUUGGCACCCCGGCAGGCACACCAGAGCCUCCGGGCCGGGCCCAAAGCCCUGACAGGCACCUGAAAACAAAGGGACCAGGACCAGCCUCAUGGCUGCAGGGAGUCAAGACCUCCCACCGGAACCAGGAAGAUGGUUGGGGGCAGAGUCGCCGGUGGCCGGACUGUGCCAUGCUGUUCCGGACCCAAGGUGGCAGCUCUCGCUGCGGGGACACUGCUGCUCCUGACGGCCAUCGGGGCAGCAUCCUGGGCCAUUGUGACCUUUCUACUCAAGAGUGAUCAGGAGCCGCUGUAUCCGGAUCUACGUUCACACUCCACCUCCUUAACGAAGCUCUCUCUGUGCCCGCCUAUGGAAAAUGGCAGCUUCACCCCGCACGCCAUGCAGGUCAGCCCUGCCGACGCCCGGCUCAUGGUGUUCGACGACACGGAGGGCACGUGGCGGCUGCUGUGCUCCUCGCGCUCCAACGCCGGGGUGGCGGGCCUGGGCUGCGAGGACAUGGGCUUCCUCAGGGCCCUGAGCCACUCGGAGCUGGACGUGCGGACGGCGGGCGCCAACGGCACGUCGGGCUUCUUCUGCGUGGACGAGGGGAGGCUGCCGCUGGCCCGGAGGCUGCUCGAGGUCAUCUCCGUGUGUGACUGUCCCAGGGGCCGUUUCCUGGCUAUCGUCUGCCAAGAUUGUGGCCGUCGGAAGCUGCCUGUGGAUCGCAUCGUGGGAGGCCGAGACACCAGCCUGGGCAGGUGGCCGUGGCAAGUCAGUCUUCGCUACGAUGGAGCUCACCUCUGUGGAGGGUCCCUGCUCUCUGGAGACUGGGUGCUGACAGCUGCCCACUGCUUCCCUGAGCGGAACCGGGUCCUGUCCCGAUGGCGGGUGUUUGCCGGAGCUGUGGCCCAGGCCUCCCCCCAUGGCCUGCAGCUGGGGGUGCAGGCAGUGGUGUACCACGGGGGCUACCUCCCCUUUCGAGACCCCAACAGCGAGGAAAACAGCAAUGACAUCGCCCUGGUCCACCUGUCCAGCCCCCUGCCCCUCACGGAAUACAUCCAGCCCGUGUGCCUCCCGGCGGCCGGCCAGGCCCUGGUGGAUGGCAAGAUCUGUACCGUAACCGGCUGGGGCAACACACAGUACUACGGCCAACAGGCUGGGGUACUCCAGGAGGCCCGAGUCCCCAUAAUCAGCAACGAUGUCUGCAACGGCCCCGAUUUCUACGCGAACCAGAUCAAGCCCAAGAUGUUCUGUGCCGGUUACCCUGAGGGUGGCAUCGACGCCUGCCAGCCAGGCCUCCCCUUCCCCCACCAGGGUGACAGCGGUGGCCCCUUCGUGUGUGAGGAUAGCAUCUCUCGGACGCCACGUUGGCGGCUGUGUGGCAUCGUGAGCUGGGGCACCGGCUGUGCCCUGGCCCAGAAGCCAGGUGUCUACACCAAAGUCAGUGACUUCCGGGAGUGGAUCUUCCAGGCCAUAAAGACUCACUCCGAAGCCAGCGGCAUGGUGACCCAGCUCUGACCUGCGGCUUCUCCUUGAUGUGCAUGCUUCCAGGGCCCAAGUUCGCCUAGGUGGCUCCAGCCCCACCUGGUGGGGUUCACCCUGGGCCUGGAAUGGGACAUUUUUCUUCUUGGGCUGAGCCCACAGGUCCAAGGAUACCCUCCCUCCAGGCUCCUCUCUUCCACAGUGGCGGGCCCACUCAGCCCUGGGACCACCCGAGCCUCACCCUCCUGACCCCCAUGUAAAUAUUGUUCUGCCAGCUGGGGACCCCCAUCUAGGUGCCCCUGAUGACAGGAUGCUCUUUAAAUAAUAAAGAUGGUUUUGAUUAA
This is a messenger RNA of Leopardus geoffroyi (Geoffroy's cat), 2061 nucleotides long. It is a transcript of the gene HPN, whose product is annotated as hepsin. The transcript has 13 exons. Lineage: Eukaryota; Metazoa; Chordata; Mammalia; Carnivora; Felidae. Bases 389 to 1753 code for a protein of 454 amino acids. Gene Ontology annotation, biological process: negative regulation of epithelial to mesenchymal transition; proteolysis; regulation of cell shape. Gene Ontology annotation, cellular component: membrane. Gene Ontology annotation, molecular function: serine-type exopeptidase activity; serine-type endopeptidase activity. The record is from RefSeq and is a predicted model, not a curated record.